Eruca vesicaria subsp. sativa (arugula) is the source of this 429-nucleotide messenger RNA. NCBI's taxonomy places the organism in Eukaryota, Viridiplantae, Streptophyta, Magnoliopsida, Brassicales, Brassicaceae. The record is from the annotation of a GenBank genome assembly.
AUGUCACAAGUUUCUCUAAAAUUGUCACUGUUAGGGCUUUUGGUGAUCGCUAUCGUGACUCCAUCGGCCAACGCUAUAAGGAAGCCUGUCGUUCUCGGAGGGAAAUCAGAUGUUCCGAAUGUUCAGACCAACAUGGAAGUUCAAGAACUUGGAAGGUAUUGCGUGGAACAAUUUAAUCUACGGGAACAGAGCGAACAAGGAAACGUAGCAUCAUCCAUUACAGACACAGCUGUGUUGAAUCCGUUGACGUUUAGCCGAGUUGUGUCGGCUCAGCAACAGGUCGUGGCUGGUCUCAAAUACUAUCUAAGGAUUGAAGUAACUCAGCCCGACGGUACGAGUAGGAUGUUUGACUCAGUUGUGGUGGUUCAACCAUGGCUCAAUUCUAAGACGUUGCUCGGUUUCACUCCUGUCUCUACUCCUAUCUACUAA